AUGUCUGAGAAGGUUCGAGAUGCGGUAGUAGCUGAAGCUCAAACAGCUCGUGCUGUCAUUCAAGAUGUCAUCAUGUCUGGGGCGUAUCUGUACCCCUUGAAGGGUAUCAUAUUCUUCGGAACACACAAGGACCUAUGGGGCCCCUUCAUCUCCCGCGCCGGACGGACCAUCACCCUCGGAUUCGGUGUUACCAGCGUGAUGUUUUUCUUCACAUACGUGCCCCAGAUGACGAUCAUGGCCUUCACAAGUGGACCACUCGCUGCCAUUUCCGCCGCGAUCCUCGUUCUGAGCGAAAGCUCCGCCAUCACAAAUGUUCUAUCCCGCUCUUUCCUUAUCGAGGACGCCCUUAUUGAUACCUUCGACGGCACUCUUGUUGCCCGCGACCAGGAGCCUCUUGUUGCGCAAGGACGCCAAAUCAAGCCUCGGUCGGGAGGAAUGGAUGCGAUGGCGAGACUAGGGAAGAUGUUCACCCGGCCGCUUGCACGACUGAGUCCACGGGCGCUACUGCGGUCUUUGCUUUACUUGCCGUUGAACUUGAUUCCUGUGGUCGGCACGAUGCUGUAUAUUUUCGUUCAGGGAAAGAGGGUCGGGCCUAGUUUCCAUGCCAGGUAUUUCCAACUCAAGGGUUGGAACUCUCAACAGCGUGAGGAGUGGGUGGCAAGCAAUCGGGGAGCAUACACAGGGCUUGGGAUCGCCUCGUUUGUAUUGGAAAUGGUGCCAUUCGCCUCCAUGGUGUUUUCUUUCACCAAUACUGUUGGUGCGGCCUUGUGGGCAGCCGAUCUGGAAAAGGCAACCAAGUAA
This is a messenger RNA of Penicillium nucicola, 801 nucleotides long. RefSeq lists its product as uncharacterized. Gene Ontology annotation, cellular component: ascospore wall; prospore membrane; lipid droplet. Lineage: Eukaryota; Fungi; Ascomycota; Eurotiomycetes; Eurotiales; Aspergillaceae. The transcript is spliced from 3 exons. The record is from RefSeq and is a predicted model, not a curated record. Bases 1 to 801 code for a protein of 266 amino acids.